This is a messenger RNA of Diaporthe citri, 2820 nucleotides long. RefSeq lists its product as uncharacterized. The record is from RefSeq and is a predicted model, not a curated record. Gene Ontology annotation, molecular function: SNARE binding; zinc ion binding. Lineage: Eukaryota; Fungi; Ascomycota; Sordariomycetes; Diaporthales; Diaporthaceae. Gene Ontology annotation, biological process: endoplasmic reticulum to Golgi vesicle-mediated transport; intracellular protein transport; COPII-coated vesicle cargo loading. The transcript is spliced from 3 exons. Bases 1 to 2820 code for a protein of 939 amino acids. Gene Ontology annotation, cellular component: COPII vesicle coat; endoplasmic reticulum exit site.
AUGUCGGCACCCAAUGACUACGGCCAGCAGGCCGCAUUUCAACAAGGUCAACAGGUCCCCUACGCUGAUGAUGGCCAAGCUUACGCGAACCCCGCUGGCUCACCUCCCCCUCAAGCGACCCAGCAACCUGGCGAGGGGCAAGGCAAGAAGAAGAAGAGAGCCUACGCUGCCCAGGCCUUCGAUGUCGGCAGCGGUGCGAAUGCUGCCGUAGGAGGCCAGCUCCCAGGCGGCGGACAGUUCGGCACUCCUCAGCCCAUGGCUGCUGGCUACGGAUACCCAGGUCAGGACGCACAACCUCAGCCUGCCCCUUACGGCGCUCCCCAGACAUACGGCUCGCCGGCCCCUGCUACCCCGGGCUUCCAGCCGCCAGACGCCUAUGGCGCUCCCGCGCCUGGUGUAGGUGGCAUCACGCAGGGCAUGGCAGGCAUGCAGAUGGGACCAGGACAGGGACAGCCAGCGCCCCAGCAGAUGCCGCCUCAGGCCCAGCCUCGCAUCGGGCCCCUCAACCAGCUCUAUCCAACAGACCUCUUGAACCAGCCCUUCAACGUAUCCGAGUUGGACUUGCCGCCGCCUCCGAUCAUUCUGCCCCCGAAUUCCAGCUGUACUCCUUCCCCGGAGGCGAACUGCCCCCCGAAGUUCAUUCGAUCCACGCUCAACGCCGUGCCCACGACGCACUCCCUCCUCAAGAAGUCCAAGUUGCCGUUCGCCCUUGUCAUACAGCCAUACACAUCGCUUCAUGACCUGGACGACCCGGUCCCUGUCAUCCAAGACCAGGUUAUUUCUCGCUGUCGGAGGUGCCGGUCGUACAUCAACCCAUACGUCACCUUCCUCGACCACGGGCACAGAUGGCGCUGCAACAUGUGCAACCUCUCGAACGACGUUCCUCAGGCCUUUGAUUGGGAUGCCGCGGCUCAGAAGAGCGUCGAUAGGUGGCAGCGCGCAGAGCUGAACCAUUCUGUGGUGGAAUUCGUCGCGCCCCAGGAGUACAUGGUUCGACCCCCGCAGCCUCUGGUCUACCUCUUCUUGUUCGACGUGAGCUACGCGGCUGUGUCCACGGGGCUCUUGGCGACAAGUGCGCGGACGAUUCUGGACAGUCUCAACAGGAUACCCAAUGCGGACCGUCGCACUCGCCUCGGUUUCGUGGCCGUGGACUCCAGCCUGCAUUAUUUCUCAAUUCCCAAGGAUGCCGACGAGAACGGCGAGACGAGCAUGCUUGUUGUCAGCGACCUUGAGGAGCCCUUCAUGCCAGUGCCUACGGAGCUCCUGGUGCCCCUGUCAGAGUCGCGACAGAGCAUCGAGAAUUUCCUGACAAAGCUUCCGGACAUGUUUGUCAACAACCAGAACAAUGGAUCUUGCAUGGGAUCGGCUCUGCGAUCUGGCCACAAGCUGAUCUCCCCGCUUGGAGGUAAGAUCGUUGUCCUCAGUGCCUCACUGCCGAACCUGGGCCACGGCAAGCUCGAGAUGAGGGAGGACAAGAAGCUUCUGGGCACCUCCAAGGAGAGCAGCUUGCUCCAGACCGCAAACAGUUUUUACAAGAGCUUCGCCGUCGAGUGCUCCAAAAAUCAGGUUUCAAUCGACAUGUUCCUGUUCUCCUCGCAGUACCAGGACGUCGCAUCGCUGAGUAACCUUCCACGGUACACCGGUGGUCAAACGUGGUUCUACCCUGGGUGGAAUGCUGGACGACCCGAGGAUGCCAUCAAAUUUGCAUCUGAAUUCAGUGACUACCUCUCGUCUGAGAUCGGCCUGGAGGCUGUGCUGAGGGUGCGCGCCACUACUGGUCUGAGGAUGAACACCUUCUACGGCAACUUCUUCAACCGGAGUUCGGACCUCUGCGCAUUCCCGGCCUUCCCCCGCGACCAGUGCUAUGUCGUCGAGGUCGCCAUCGACGAGACAUUGUCCAAGAGCAUGAUCUGCAUGCAGGCCGCCGUUCUUCACACGACGUGUAAUGGCGAGCGCCGCAUUCGUGUCUUGACAUUGGCCCUACCCACCACCCAGAGCUUGGCAGAUGUGUAUGCUUCUGCUGACCAGUGCGCCGUCACCACGUACUUCAGCCACAAGGCAGUGGAGAGGGCGCUGAGCAACGGUCUGGACUCUGCCCGCGACUCCCUGCAGACCAAGAUCAUCGAGUUACUACAGACCUUCAGGAAAGAGUUGGCCGGCGGCAGCAUGGGCGGUGGUCUACAGUUCCCCGCCAACCUGCGCGGCCUGCCAGCCCUCUUCCUUGGGCUGAUCAAGAACGUGGGUUUGCGGAAAUCAGCGCAGAUCCCCUCGGAUCUCAGGUCCGCAGCCCUAUGUCAGCUUUCGACGCUACCUCUGCCGCUGUUGAUGCAGUACAUCUACCCCCGGCUGUACUCGUUGCAUGACAUGCCCGACAUUGCGGGCACUCCAGAUCCCGAGACAAGCCAGAUUGUUCUGCCACCUCCUCUGAACCUCUCGUCUGAGCGUUUCGUAUCAUAUGGCCUGUAUCUCAUCGAUGACGGCCAGACGCAGUUCCUGUGGGUCGGACGGGAUACGGUGCCCGCCCUGCUCCAAGAUGUGUUUGGGGUUGCCGACCGGACGCAGCUCCAUGUCGGCAAGGGAACAUUAGCAGAGCUGGAGAACGACUUCAACGAGCGUGUGCGCGCGGUCAUCCAGAAGAGCAGGGACUACAGGUCUCGCGGUGUGGGCAGCAUCAUCCUGCCUCACCUCUACAUUGUCCGUGAGGACGGCGAGCCGAGCCUGAAGCUCUGGGCGCAGACGUUGUUGGUGGAGGACAGGGCAGACCAGGGGAUGAGUUUCGCGCAGUGGAUGGGAGUGCUGCGAGAGAAGGUCGUCCAGUGA